Molecule: messenger RNA, 1542 nt
Organism: Puntigrus tetrazona (Sumatra barb)
Lineage: Eukaryota; Metazoa; Chordata; Actinopteri; Cypriniformes; Cyprinidae
Gene: ccr9b
Product: chemokine (C-C motif) receptor 9b
Exons: 3
Coding region: 72-1181 (369 amino acids)
Biological process (GO): chemotaxis; G protein-coupled receptor signaling pathway; immune response
Cellular component (GO): membrane
Molecular function (GO): chemokine receptor activity
Source: RefSeq, a predicted model, not a curated record
UCAAUGUGGGAAGCUUAUUCAUCACUGAACUGUUGUUAAACUUUUGGUUAUCUGUUGUGACUCUCCUGAACAUGGGUGUAUUUACAACUUCAGGCUAUGACAUUGGUACUUUUAAUUUCACAGAUUUGUCAGACUUGACUACUGAUACUGAUGACUAUGAAUCAGACUUGGGUGGAUUAUGUAACAAAGAGUUGGUGCGACAGUUCAGUAAGACCUUUGAGCCCACUCUCUACUGGAUUAUCUUUGUCGUGGGGGCUUUGGGUAACCUACUGGUUGUCUGUAUCUUCACAACUGUGCGAAACCGCCUCAAGACCAUGACUGAUGUGUACCUUCUGAACCUGGCAGUGGCUGAUCUUCUUUUCCUAGGCACAUUGCCCUUCUGGGCAACAAAUGCUGCUCAGGGCUGGGUGUUCAGCCAGGCCAUUUGCAAAGGAAUUUCUGCAGUCUACAAGAUCAACUUCUUCUCUAGCAUGCUCUUACUCACCUGCAUUAGUGUAGACCGCUACAUUGCCAUCGUUCAUGUAACUGAAGCUCACAACUACAAAAACAAACGAAUGCUAUAUAGUAAGAUAACGUGUGUUUUUGUGUGGCUCGCAUCUUGCCUCUUAGCUCUACCAGAAUUUCUCUUUGCCAAUGUGAAAAACAUUGACCCACAUGGCACUUCCUGUGUUAUGGUAUAUUCAAUCACAGACAACAAUCGUACCAAAGUCUUGGUAUUGGCUUUACAGAUCAGUGUUGGCUUCAUACUCCCAUUACUUGUCAUUGUAUUGUGUUACUCAGUCAUUAUUCGUAAACUCAUGCAGGCUCGAAGCUUUGAAAAACACAAGGCUUUAAGAGUCAUCUUUGCAGUUGUGGCUGCUUUUGUUCUCUCACAGUUGCCAUUCAGUGGAUAUCUAAUUAUACAAGCAGGCCAAGCCAACAACGCUACAAUAACAAACUGUGAAGUCAUGCAAAGCUUAGACAUGGCUGGGCAAAUUGUGAAGUGUCUUGCAUACACACAUUGCUGUCUGAAUCCCAUCCUGUAUGUAUUUAUUGGUGUUCGCUUUCGGAAGGAUCUCUUCAGCCUGCUUCAGCGCAUGUCCUGUGGCAUGGGACUGGUCAACAAUAGCAAACUGCAACAAGUUCCCAAGAGGCCCUCUAUUAUGUCUGACACUGACACCACCCCUGUUUUUUCUUUAUAGACACCAGUAUACAGUUUUGACAUCCUUUUAAUCCUUUUUGUCAUGGUUAUAGGCCAUGUUUGGGCAAAGCCUUUGAAAUGUGCUUUAUGAUAGUAUUAUUCUUGCAUAGUUCUCUGUCUGUAAAUGAUGGCAGAUAGUGGAGGCAUAGACUUUGUACAUUUUGCAUUUUGCAUUUUGUACAUUCUGUUCUUGAGCAUUUAACCACAAUUUUGGCAUGGAUGAUUGCAGUUAGAGCAAUGUUACAAAAAAUGUUGUAAAGUGUAAAUAGAUGUUAAAAAUGUAGAACUUAUUAAAUGUAAUAAAUUUUAUUUUGAUUUAAUUUUGUAUUAUAAAUAAAGUGAUUUUUUUUCAUAAAAUCUAA